Messenger RNA from Pseudopipra pipra, 2253 nucleotides. It is a transcript of the gene TCAIM, whose product is annotated as T cell activation inhibitor, mitochondrial. The coding region runs from base 464 to 1945 and encodes 493 amino acids. Gene Ontology annotation, cellular component: mitochondrion. Lineage: Eukaryota; Metazoa; Chordata; Aves; Passeriformes; Pipridae. The record is from RefSeq and is a predicted model, not a curated record. The transcript has 14 exons.
UCGGCUCUCCCCGGCGCGAGCUCGCUUUGGCCGGACUCGGUUCGUUCCGGCUCGGUUCGGCUCUGCCCGCUCGGGCUCGGCCCGGGAUCAGUGGUCCCUUCUCCGUGCCUUGUUGCUGAGGGUGCGAAAGGCCCGCGAGCCGGGGGCUGUCGGUUCUGCCGUCUGCUGGGAGCACCUUUUCUUUAGUGAAUCUUAAGUCUUUUUCCUCAGUGCUGCCCGGGGUAUAGGUGAGCACCCGAAAUAAACACCCUCGGCCCGAGGUGAGAUAGCAGCGAUGUGCAGCGCCGUGUUGCCGAAGGGUUUUGCUAAGUGACUAACAAAACCUGAACAUCAGGAAGAGCAGGAAACAUUGUCCAUAGUGAGUUAGUGGAUGGCUGAAAUUUGGCUUGACUAUUGAGUUGCUGAAAUGUUUUGCUGCUUGAGAACCGUGAGAAGGCAGAAAACAUUAGUCUGAACUGCUUUUAUGUAUCUAACUGAAGAGCUGGAAAAGUUGAUAGAAAAAAGGUUAUGUCUGGACAAGAUAUUGCUACAGUGUGUUCUUCAGGCAAGAACUUUGUCAGGAGCUGAUGCCAUCAAUGCUCUCAGACCUUUCUAUUUUGCUGUACAUCCAGAUUUCUUUGGUCAGCAUCCCAAAGAGAGGGAAGUAAAUGAAAACUCUCUGAAGAGGUUAAAUGGCUACUUGGAGAACCUACAGAAACCAGGAUUUCGUUCCUUGAAGCCAACUCAGCUUACUUUUUAUGUAAGAGAAACAGAACCAAACUCUUCUAAUGUUCAAGAAUCCUUCAGUGCUUCAGGGUUUCGAGCAGUCAGUUUUACGUUACGUACUAGGGAUCUCCUGAGCACAGUAUUAGAUAUUCUCAACUCCUGCAGUUUAUCUACAGAGCAUAUUCAGAGUUUGAAUGUGAACUCUCAGCCACACAAGGAAGCAAAAAGCACAGUGAACAGACCUAUCAAAUGGGAUAAGACUUAUUAUUCGUUUACUGGAUUCAAGGAUCCUGAGGAGGAACUAGAACAAGCCCAGAGAGUGGAAACAACUUUAAUAUCCUGGCUAGAUGAUAAUGGAGCAAGUGCAGUAAAAAAGCUGAAAAAGAGUUUGCCGCUUAGAAAAGAACUAGAACGUUUAAAAUUUGAACUUUGUAAUGAACUCCAGCUCUCAGAUAUCAGGUGGCAGAGAAGCUGGGGUAUUGCUCACCGCUGUAGCCAGCUGCACAGUCUAGCUCGCUUAGUCCAACAGCGACCUGAAGUAUUAAAGAAUGUUAAAGGGCGCACAGUGGUGUUUACAGACCGCUCGGGUAUGAGUGCAGCAGGUCACAUAAUGCUGGGGACCAUGGAUGUUCACCAUCACUGGACCAAAAUUUUUGAGAGACUGCCAAAUUAUUAUAAGCUUCAAAAAAGGCUGCUGUUCUUGGAAGAUCGGAUAAGUGAACUUCUGGGAGGCAUACAAGUAAUAUAUAUUGAAGAACUGCAACCUUUGUUGACUCUAGAAGAGUACUACGAGACUCUGAACUCUUUCUAUAAUAAAUUACGUGACAGUAGACUGCCUUUUCAUCCUCGCAGUCUGCGAGGUUUGCAAAUGAUUCUGGAAAGUGACAGAUAUGCACCAAGCUUACAUGAAUUUGGACACUUUAUGAUCCCAACGGUCUGCGAUCCAGCAGCUCUUCAAUGGUUUAUUUUUGCCAAAGCACAGGAAGCAAGAGAGAAUCUGAAAAGAAAGGAGGAGAUGAUGAUUACAGAAAAAGAGCUAAUUGAUACUUCCACUGAAAAAUUCUCUUUGGACCGGCUGUAUAAGGAGCCGAGUGUUUCCAGUGCCCAGAUGAUAGAUUGUUGUAAGCGGCUGCUGGAAGAAUCGCUGCCAUACCUACAAGGCAUGCACCUUUGCAUUUCACAUUUCUACUCUGUGCUGCAGGAUGGAGACCUGUGUAUACCUUGGAACUGGAAAAACUGAGAGACAUAUCUGAUAAUCAGAUGAAUUGUUUAUUUUCUGUAAGAGGUUAUAAAUAUGAAUGUUUUUAAGAGUAAAUUAUUUAAAUCUGUAUUUUGAUAUCAGUAUUCAACAUACAAAUUUUCUUCCAGCUGCUGCUCAAGAAGGAGUGGAGUCCUAGACAAUUUGCACAAUGCACAGUAUUAGUAGUUCUGAAAAAGACAUUUGUACAUCAUCUAUACUACUGUAGAAGUUCAAUGUACGUUAACAGUUGUGAAACUGCAUUUUUGUAGUGAAUUCUGAAAAUACAUUAAAUUGUGAGUCUGCAAAAA